This is a messenger RNA of Vombatus ursinus (common wombat), 946 nucleotides long. RefSeq names its product ATP23 metallopeptidase and ATP synthase assembly factor homolog (gene ATP23). The transcript is spliced from 6 exons. The record is from RefSeq and is a predicted model, not a curated record. Gene Ontology annotation, biological process: mitochondrial proton-transporting ATP synthase complex assembly; mitochondrial protein processing. Gene Ontology annotation, cellular component: extrinsic component of mitochondrial inner membrane. Bases 84 to 545 code for a protein of 153 amino acids. Gene Ontology annotation, molecular function: metalloendopeptidase activity. NCBI's taxonomy places the organism in Eukaryota, Metazoa, Chordata, Mammalia, Diprotodontia, Vombatidae.
AGGUCUUCCCCGAGCGCCUGCCGGAUGCCAAGCGGAGCUUCCUCGCCACCAGCUUCUUCACCCACAACCAGAAGUGCCAGCUGAUGCUCCUCAAGGCGCUGGAUCGAAGUCCAUAUGUCAAGCUUCUGUUGGAUGCUAUGAGGCGUUCUGGUUGCACUGUUUACAGAGAGAGACACUUUUCUUGUGAAGAUUGUAAUGGCAAUGUCAGUGGAGGUUUUGAUGCUGCCACGUCCCAGAUAGUGUUGUGUCAGAAUAAUAUCCAUAAUCAAUCUCACAUGAACCGAGUGGUCACUCAUGAACUAAUCCAUGCAUUUGAUCAUUGUCGUGCUCACGUCGACUGGUUUACUAAUGUCAAACACUUAGCCUGUUCAGAGGUUCGAGCGGCUAAUCUCAGUGGAGACUGCUCACUUUCCAAUGAAAUGAUCCGAUUUAAUUUUGGAUUAAAACAGCACCAUCAGGUAUUCACGGCUGAAUUUUUGCAACCUGCAGCGAUGUGUUGUACACUUCCCACCAUUCACUUGCACAAUCUGCAUCAGUCAAGAUAAAGCCUUCUGUAAUUUCUGAUGUCAAUGACUUUAUCCUGAACCAUGAACUCCUCUACUUGUAUAAGUAAAUGUGCAUGACUCAGCUGCUUAUUCAGUGCUUCUUUGUUCUUGGAUCUUAGUUGUUUCAUAGGCUCUAUCAAGUGGUAAAACACUUUCAAUCACAUUGGACAAAUCCAGUGUUGGGUACUGUUAUCAUCCUUUACUGUUACUCAGAGUAGAGAUGUUUAUCCAUUCCGAAAGUAUUUCUGUACAUUUUUCUCAUGUGCCCUCAGAAUGUUUAUCAAUCCUCUUUCUCCUUUUUAUAGCUAUCUUAGGGUGAUAGGCCUCAUGUUUCAUUGAUAUUGUAUGGGCUUUAGUUAGGAUACUUUCCAAAACUGUUAUUGUCUAUUUUACAGUACUGU